Ceratotherium simum simum (southern white rhinoceros) is the source of this 1137-nucleotide messenger RNA. NCBI's taxonomy places the organism in Eukaryota, Metazoa, Chordata, Mammalia, Perissodactyla, Rhinocerotidae. The record is from RefSeq and is a predicted model, not a curated record.
AAUCAGCUGCGGGGGCGGCGAGCGGAGGAGCGGGAGGAGGAGGAAGGGGAGGAGGAGGACCACGACGACGGGAAGGGGACCCGAGAGGGGGCGAGCGACCGAGCGCGGCGACGCGGGGUGAGUGUGGUGUGGUGUAAAGGAAUUCAUUAGCCAUGGAUGUAAUCAAGAAGGGACUUUCAAAGGCCAAGGAAGGAGUUGUGGCUGCUGCUGAAAAAACCAAACAGGGUGUGGCAGAGGCAGCAGGAAAGACCAAAGAGGGCGUUCUCUAUGUAGGCUCCAAAACCAAGGAAGGAGUGGUUCACGGUGUGACCACAGUGGCUGAGAAGACCAAAGAGCAAGUGACAAAUGUUGGAGAGGCGGUGGUGACAGGGGUGACAGCAGUAGCACAGAAGACAGUGGAGGGAGCAGGGAGCAUUGCAGCUGCUACAGGCUUUGGCAAAAAGGAUCAGUUGGGCAAGAACUCCAGCUGCAGGGCCCAGGCUUCCUCUCACAGUCUCCCCAGUGAUUUAUUGCAAUUCCAAGGAGUGAAGAAGGAGCCCCACAGGAAGGAAUUCUGGAAGAUAUGCCCGUGGAUCCUGACAAUGAGGCUUAUGAAAUGCCUUCUGAUUUUCCUAAUAUUAGGAAGGGUAUCAAGACUAUGAACCUGAAGCCUGAGAAAUAUCUUUGCUCCCAGUUCCUUGAGACCUGCUGACAGAUGUUCCAUCCUGUACAAGUGCUCAGUUCCAACGUGCCCAGUCAUGAUAUGUUCCCAAAGUUUUUACAGUGUAUUUUGAACUCUUCCUUCUGCAGUGAUUAAAGUAUCUGUACCUGCCCCCACUCAGCGUUUCGGUGCUUCCCUCCCAUGGAAGUGAGUAUAUGGUAGCAGGGUCCUUGUGUGCUGUGUGGAUAUUGUGGCUUCAAAUCUAAAAUAUUAAAAUAAAUUUAAAACACCUAAGUGACUACCACUUAUUUCUAAAUCUUCACUAUUUUUUUGUUGCUGUUGUUGAGAAAUUGUGAUUUACUAUCAUAUAUGAGAUUUUUAGGUGUCUUUUAAUGAUUCUAAGAGUAAUGAUGUGUUGUGAAAUUUAUUAAUAUAUACAGUACUUAAAAACAUGAGCAUGAAACUAUGCACCUAUAAAUAUUAACCAUGAAAUUUUA